Solanum stenotomum is the source of this 669-nucleotide messenger RNA. Its product is annotated as cytochrome P450 76A1-like. Gene Ontology annotation, molecular function: monooxygenase activity; heme binding; oxidoreductase activity, acting on paired donors, with incorporation or reduction of molecular oxygen. The record is from RefSeq and is a predicted model, not a curated record. The transcript has 2 exons. Bases 1 to 669 code for a protein of 222 amino acids. NCBI's taxonomy places the organism in Eukaryota, Viridiplantae, Streptophyta, Magnoliopsida, Solanales, Solanaceae.
AUGGCAAGAGUAAAAGCAGAUGUGGUUAAAGAAGCACUAAGAUUACAUCCUCCCCUUCCUUUCUUAUUUCCAAGAAGAGUAAUGCACGACACUAACUUCAUGGGGUAUGAUAUACCAGAAAUCACUGAAGUGUUGGUUAACGUUUGGGCAAUUGGAAGAGAUCCUGAAAGCUGGGACGACCCUUUGGAUUUCAAGCCCGAGAGGUUCCUUAACUUGANGAAACUCUAUAUAUACAUAGAGCUCCUGCGCCACCCUGAAGCAAUGGCAAGAGUAAAACCAGAUGUGGUUAAAGAAGCACUAAGAUUACAUCCUCCCCUUCCUUUCUUAUUUCCAAGAAGAGCAAUGCACGACACUAACUUCAUGGGGUAUGAUAUACCAGAAGACACUCAAGUGUUGGUUAACGUUUGGGCAAUUGGAAGAGAUCCUGAAAGCUGGGACGACCCUUUGGAUUUCAAGCCCGAGAGGUUCCUUAACUCGAAAUCUGAUUUCAAAGGACAAUAUUUUGAGUUCUUACCAUUUGGUGCUGGCAGGAGGAUGAGUGUAGGCCUUCCUUUAGGUAAUCGAAUGUUGCACUUCGUUUUAGGUUCAUUGCUUCAUGAAUUCGAUUGGGAACUUCCUAGUAAUAUCAAUCCUAGAUCAAUGGACAUGAAGGAGCCAACAUUUCAUUAG